UAUUAUUUGUUUUAUGAUGUUUUUAUCCAAGUAAAAAUUAAAAAAAAUGUUUUUAAAAUGAGCACAACAGUCAGCAAGACACACGUAUCAGAAGAAGUAAGAAGUUCAUAUCCAAUGGUUACGAGAUUAAUUGAAGAAGUGCGAAAACGACCGCAAUUAUGGAACCCCAACCAUUACCUACAUCAUACUCGGCCACUAAUCGGAGACAACUGGGAAGAAAUCGCGAAUGUUAUUGGAAAUCCAAGCAAAUUAUUCACCAAUUCCCGAUUGCUUUCUAUGAGUAAUGCAAGUCUCACUCCGUCAAAUCUGGUCAAAACAAAAUGGAAAGGACUAAGAGACAAUUUUCGUAAAGAGGUGAAAAAGUGUCUGCGCUUGGGUAAUGCUUAUAUACCAUGGAUACACUUCAGAGCUUGCAGUUUUUUGUGGAGUGUUUUAGAUACAAGUCAACUAGAAGCAACACCAGAACAAAUCGAAGAACUUAAAAAGCAGUAUGGCGGUGACCAAGUUGUUGAUUUGGAUGGCUUUGAGCAAACAAACUAUCAUCUUAGUUCAAGAGUGACUAAUGACAAUGAUGAUUCAAUGGACUUUCAUGAUUAUAUUUUUGCAGAUGAGGUUCCAGUUAAAGAACUACUCAAACAGGAACAGGCUAGCCAAUUGCAGGCUGGUUACGACCCACAUUUACUUGAAGAGGGAGAAAUUGUGUCUGCCGAUCCGAAUGACGAGGAGGACAUACAAAUAAUUGAACCUAUAAUCGAACAAGUAGAAGUUCCUGAUGAUGACGAAGAUGUCAAUGAAAACCUUAGCAGAACAAGGGAGCCUCCUCCUCUCAGAUUACCAUCACUCAAAAUAACAGAACCUCGUACAAUAAAGAAAGCACCGUUAAAAAAAAUUGUACCACUUCGAAUUUUAAAGAAAGUACCUACGUUGCCAAAACUCACACCUAUUAUAAAAACUAAAAUAACCGAAACAUCAACAAAAGAAAGUGAACAACAGAUAGUGACGCAUACAUCAAGUACGACACCACAGAAAAAUGACUCUGACUUACAUUUCUUGAAAAGUAUUUAUCCUUAUUUAAAGCAAAUUAACUCAAAACGAAAAUUGCACAUUAAGGGGAAAAUAAGACAAAUGCUUCUGGAUGAGAUGAAACAGAAUAGCUCUCGAAAAGAAAACAUAAGUGAAAACUCGACUGUAAUGAAAGUUGUGAGCAAUGGAAAGGUUAUCGUAAAGGAGGAAACAGAACUGAAUAUUUAGAGGUGUUUUUAACAUUCCACAUGGGUUGUGACAAAAAUGAUCUCUAGAAGAUAGUAUCAGAGAUCUUCAAAUGUGUGAUCAAAUCGUGAAAAAUAACUUAUGUAUUACUAAUUAACUUUACAAAUAAAAUCAGGUUAUUUAACAAACAAA
Molecule: messenger RNA, 1401 nt
Organism: Culicoides brevitarsis
Lineage: Eukaryota; Metazoa; Arthropoda; Insecta; Diptera; Ceratopogonidae
Exons: 1
Coding region: 58-1251 (397 amino acids)
Biological process (GO): regulation of transcription by RNA polymerase II
Cellular component (GO): nucleus; transcription regulator complex
Molecular function (GO): DNA binding
Source: RefSeq, a predicted model, not a curated record